Molecule: messenger RNA, 1971 nt
Organism: Pleurotus ostreatus (oyster mushroom)
Lineage: Eukaryota; Fungi; Basidiomycota; Agaricomycetes; Agaricales; Pleurotaceae
Exons: 2
Coding region: 1-1971 (656 amino acids)
Source: RefSeq, a predicted model, not a curated record
AUGGCCUCAGACGUGCCCCCGCCCGUGUACGAUGUCCUCGACGCCAAUCAGCCAUCCUCCAAUCAGCCGCCGCCGCUGACAGAUUCGGGUCCACAGAUCCUCAUCAUUCCUUCAGCCGACACCAUAAACUUCCAAAAGGGUUUUCUGGGUGCCGAUGGUGAGAGAGCUGCGGUCGAAGGUGAGCUUCAGAUAAAGGGUGCUGAACCGUUUGCUUGGGAGAAGCUAUCUGUGUCCUUGAGCAGUAAUGAGACAGCCUACGGCCGGAAUAUUGAGCUUGGAUUCUCGGAGGUCGUGCUGUACUCGUAUUCGCGCUCGAAUCCGACGCCGUUGCCAUCAAGCUUCCUCUUCGCCAUCCCCUUAACGCCAGAUACGCCUCAGUCGAUCCGUACAUCACAUUCCUCACUUGCGCACGUAUUAACGGUCGAACUAAAACCACUGGACGCUGCCGGACAGCCGAUAACCAAGUCCUUAAUUGUCCACACGAAGCGGUACUCUUCACAUGUGCACUCUUUGAAUGCGUCACCAGAACUCCAUUCCCUUGAUGAUCCCGCUCGCGUCGAAGUCGAGAUUCCUCGGUCAACCUUCAAAGUGGGCGAACCGAUCCCUGUUUAUAUCACUGUGCCACCACCACCUCGAGAUCUAAUUGUCAAUGAGGGACUCCGGCUUCGCAACGUCAUGGCAGAGCUAGUGCGGACCGUACAGGUGCGCAGAGAGGAGGGCGACGACGAUGAUUCCAACCCCGAAGUUGAUGACCCCCCAGUCGAUACAACAACUACUCGGACAACCUCGGACAACGACAAAGACCACGGAGAAGGCUCGUCCUCAAACCCCCUCAAUCUACCUUUCUUCUUUGGGUCAUCAUACCGUACGGUGAUAGGUCGCUCAGGAGCAUCUUGUCGUUUCCAUUCAUCAAGAGCAGUCCAACUGCGUUUGAUACUGCAUCAGUCGCCAUCGCGCUCUCCUGCGGAUUUCCAGAUGGACUUGCCUCCAACGGAGUCCGGCCUGCUCGAGAGCGAUGCAGAGUGUCCAGCCAUCUCCCAGACAACUGUUCUACAUUCUAUAUCAUUUCGACUGGAUAUCAACGUGUCAUUCGUGGACAUGGCUAGCAGGACGGAGCGCCUCUCCACGAUAUCAAUUCCACUCACGAUAUUACCACCUCCGGCGCGUCUGCCGGAGGUCGAGCACUCAGUUGACGAAGCUUAUCAAAAGAAGCACGAUCGACCCCCCGCUCGUACUGUUCGUGCGGACGAGGUAGACUCAGUACCCCACUAUGACACCGGCGCUGAGGCUGGACCGAGUGGUUUAUUGAGCGGUGCUCCUCCUCCCUUCGAAGAGCGCGACGCGCCUCCGCCAUUUUUCUCUUCUGCAGCAGAAGCAUCAACAUCCAAUCGACUUCCAACCUUUCAAGAAUCAGAAACAGAGAUCAUCCUACCUGACAGCGACCUUGACCACGACCAUCUCUCGAUGGCCCCAGUGAUUGUCGGAGAGGGAACUGAAUUUGGCUUUACGUCUGACCAACAAUUCGAUGGGCAUUCUGAAGGGAUGCAAAGAGUUUCAACGCCUCCUCCUUCCUUGGCUAUGGCGUCUCGAGACCCAGACCUGACCGAAAUAGCUGAUAUUCGUGAGCCCGAACACGCCAUGGAAGUACUUGGCUUGGUUCUAGAUCAACACGAAGAAAUGUCUGGUCGAGCGGACCGCCCGCCUCCCCCGCCAGCUAUGGACGAUCCGUCUGAUCCACCCCCGUCCAUAGAUUCAGAUUUCCGGUCUCCAAGCGUCGCUCGUCAAGGCUCUCCGCCUCAUCCUUCCUCUCCGCCCACGCAGCCAGGCUACAUUGCCGUAGAUAUACCGAGGCUGCAAUCCCCUCUACCUCCCCCCUUACAUGAACAGUCUCAUGGACACGCCCCUCCUCCUUAUCUAGGUGUUCCUCAAGAACAAGAACAUGUCACACGCCCGCCUCCCUAUGUAGAUUAG